AUGGACAUUCAUGUGGGAUUGGCCGGCAAGGACUUCAGCAGAAGCAAUCUCUCGCGCCCAAUCUCUCGCUGCCCCCCCCCUCCUCCGCGGCGCAGGAGCGAUGGCGGAUCGUCUGCGCGCCAGGAGAAUCUGUCCAAUGCGGACUUCCGACGGAUGGUCAUGGAGACGCCACGGCGAGCUCCACCGGAUGAGAGCUCUAAGGAGCAGCGCCCUAAAAAAGAGGAAAAAAAGCCGACGACGAUCGAAGACAUUAAUUUGCCGAAGUAUCGUGACCGUGCUAAAGAGCGACGCGAGGAUCAAAAUCCAGACUACGAACUUAUGGCUGCCGCAUCAGGAAUUAGCAGCUUACACGCCGUAGCUCCUCCGGGAGCUAAGAUAUCCAUAGCCAAUAGCAAGUAUCUUGGAGGUGAUGUCGAGCACACGCAUCUGGUGAAGGGGCUGGACUACGCUCUCCUAAACAAAGUCCGGAGUGAGAUUGAUAAGAAACCAGAAGAAUUUGAGCAGCAGGCUGAGGAAGAAAUAAGGGUCCCAAUAAAGUUCAAUUCUCCAGCUGCGAGGGUGGUAUACAAAUGGUUGGUCAAGCCUCCAACUUCGAGCAAAACAAACGACAUGUUUCUUCCGGGUAUGGCCUUUGCAUUUGACAUGGAAGAAAUGACACACCAUAUUCCUACCAUUGUGUACCGAAGCAAGGAUGACUGUCCUACACCCGAGGAAUUUGUGACUGUGGGAGUGGACAUGGUUGUCUUAGAUAGAAUAUCCAAAAUCAUGGCUUAUUUGAAGCUGGGAGCUUCCAGUAAGGCCUCAAAGAAAAAGAGAAGAGACAAAUCCAACUCGUAAAGCACUGUAAAAGAAGAAGCGGCGGCACCACCGGUUGACGUCAAACAACCAGCGAUGAGUGAUG
This is a messenger RNA of Selaginella moellendorffii, 901 nucleotides long. RefSeq names its product suppressor of mec-8 and unc-52 protein homolog 2. The record is from RefSeq and is a predicted model, not a curated record. Gene Ontology annotation, cellular component: nucleus. The transcript is spliced from 11 exons. NCBI's taxonomy places the organism in Eukaryota, Viridiplantae, Streptophyta, Lycopodiopsida, Selaginellales, Selaginellaceae. Gene Ontology annotation, biological process: mRNA splicing, via spliceosome. The coding region runs from base 1 to 837 and encodes 278 amino acids.